Molecule: messenger RNA, 2307 nt
Organism: Gilbertella persicaria
Lineage: Eukaryota; Fungi; Mucoromycota; Mucoromycetes; Mucorales; Choanephoraceae
Product: P-loop containing nucleoside triphosphate hydrolase protein
Exons: 5
Coding region: 316-2031 (571 amino acids)
Cellular component (GO): nucleolus
Molecular function (GO): RNA helicase activity; ATP binding; nucleic acid binding
Source: RefSeq, a predicted model, not a curated record
UGACUGGUCACUACCUUGGUGAAUUCUCCAUCACCUACAAGCCUGUUAAGCACGGUCGCCCCGGUAUUGGUGCCACUCACUCUUCUAAGUUUGUUCCCCUCAAGUAAAAAAAAUGUUGGAAUAUCUUAUGUUUAUUUUCAAUUAAAAGAAAAAAAGACGAAAAUUGUUUGAUCUAUUAUAAUUUGUUGUGUGUGUCUUUCGCAUUAAAGAAAUCCUUUUCCUCUCUUAUUUAGAGGUCUACAUGACUGUUUGUGACUGUGAAUAAAAAAGUUAAAGAAAGCAGAAAAAAAAAAACCUUUUCUUUUCUCGCAAACUAUGACAGAACAAACCUUUGCAGCCUUUGAUUUUGACCCUCGUUUAGCAAGAGCCAUUGCUCAACUUGACUUUACCCGACCAACGCCUAUUCAGUCUCAAGGUAUUCCUCUUGCCCUUGCUGGUAAAGAUAUUCUUGCUCGUGCUCGUACAGGUAGUGGCAAAACUGCCGCUUAUGCUAUGCCUAUUGUACAAAAGAUUCUUGCUACAAAACAAGAUCUCGAAGCAAAACCUGCUAUUAGAGCUCUGAUCUUAGUUCCAACAAGAGAACUUGCUGAACAAGUAACCAACCACUUAAACAAGCUUCUAGUGUAUGCCAACCAACUAGUCAAAGUAGUUAAUUUAGCAGGACAAAUGUCUGCACAACUUCAGAGACCUCUUUUAGCAGAACAGCCCGACAUUAUUGUCUCAACACCUAGUAGAGCUUUAACACACCUUGAAGCAAACAACAUGACCCUCAAAGAUUCACUUGAGAACCUUGUUAUUGACGAAGCUGAUUUAGUUCUAUCUUUUGGUUAUGAAGAGGAUGUUAGAAAGAUCUUGACCCAUUUACCCAAGAUUUACCAAAGUUUCUUGAUGUCUGCUACUUUUACCAAGGAAAUCGAACAAUUGACAGCACUUGUCUUGAGAAAGCCUGCUAUUUUAGCUUUAGAUGACACAAAAGAAGAAACAGAUUUGCUUACUCAAUAUGUUGUCAAAUGCACAGAAUUCGAGAAGUUCUUGUUUACAUUUGUUAUUAUCAAACUUCGCUUGAUCAAGGGCAAGAUCUUACUGUUUGUAAAUGACAUUGAUCGUUGUUACAAGCUUAAGCUCUUUUUGGAACAAUUUUCGAUCAAGUCUUGUGUUCUCAACUCAGAACUACCAUUGAACUCUAGAUACCAUAUUGUAGAAGAAUUUAACCGUGGCAUUUACGAUUACUUGAUUGCCACUGAUGAGUCAGAACUCAAAGGAGAGCUCGAUAGUGAAGAUGAAGAAAGCGAAAAGGAAGAGGAAGAAGAUGAAAACAAGAAAUCUCAAAAACAAGACAAGAAGGGCAAAAAAGUGCAAAAAGACAAAGAAUAUGGUGUUUCUCGAGGUGUUGAUUUUCAAGGUGUUACUGCUGUUCUCAACUUUGAUUUCCCUACUUCUUCAAAAGCCUACACACAUCGUAUUGGACGUACUGCUCGUGGUGGACAACGCGGUAUGAGUUUAUCAUUUGUAGUUACAAAGGAACUUGUUGAAGAGAAAAAGGAAGUUGCUCGAGGCAAAAACGUAACAGAUGAAGCUGUCUAUAAGCGUGUCCAAAAGCAACAAGAAGCCAAGGGAGCUGAAUUAAAGCCUUACAGUUUUGAAAAGAAGAAUGUAGCUGGUUUUAAAUAUCGUGUAGAAGAUGCCUUGAAGAAUGUCAACAAAGUAGCCAUUAAAGAAGCACGUAUCAAAGAAAUCAAGCGUGAAAUCAUGAAUAGUGAAAAGCUUAAAGCACACUUUGAAGAUAAGCCAAAGGACUUAGAGUUUUUGCGCCAUGAUCAUGCCCUUCAGCCUGCACGUGUUCAAGACCAUUUAAAGCAUAUUCCUUCUUAUUUAAUGCCUCGUAUUGCUGUUCCUACUGCCAUGGCUAAUACUGAACCUAUUGAUGUUCCAUUUCAAAGUCAGAAACGUAAGCGUGGUUCCUUUAAGAAAGGAGCUAAUAAGGUAAAUAGGAUAUAUUUGGCUGUAUAUGCGUAUUUAUAUUUUAUUUAGAAACGCAAGGAUCCUUUAAAGAUUAUUCGUCGCCGUUAAGGUCCUUCGAAAAAAAAAAUAGAAAAAAAUUGUAUUAUAGUUAAUCAUUUGCACCUACACACUCUCUAUUCAUAUCAUAUAUGCAUAUGCCAAUAAAAUUACUAUUCCUGUUUAAAAGUUGAAUGAUUAACAAAGUAGUACAAGAAAUGAUAAAUUUCUCCUUUUGUGUAAUGCCAUUCUGCCUAAAGAAGCAAUUAUGAAAAUUCUAGAAUGCACUAAACAAGUAAUACUUUUUUC